Molecule: messenger RNA, 6063 nt
Organism: Mycena citricolor
Lineage: Eukaryota; Fungi; Basidiomycota; Agaricomycetes; Agaricales; Mycenaceae
Source: the annotation of a GenBank genome assembly
GACGGCACACAUUCCAUUUCUUCGCACAUCAAGUUGAAGUCAGAGGAGGAGUCAUAUUCAAAUUUUAGCAUGUGUAUGUACAGAUAUGUAUUAUGGAUUUCUCCCUCAGCCGCAAGGACAGCUUCACAGGACAGAAAGCAAGGGUUUCCAAAAAUUGUCGUAAGCAUAGAGCAGACGAACGGUUCGGAUAUAAUUUGCAAUCAGCAAAAGACCAUGGAUCGGUGUUAACCUCACUUCCGAUGGUACGUGCCCGAGCACAAGAGAUAAGGAAAUAAAUCGUUAACCUCGUCAUUAUAUAGGCUGAGAGAGCGCACGGACCAUACACGUGAUUCGAGUACCUGACAGCCCUCAGCCAAUACCAACAUAUAACUCGAAUCUUCACGUCAAUGACAUGGACUGGAACUCAGAUGAGCGUCAGGCGAUCAUCCGAAAUACGACUAGGGCUGGGAACUUUCGUGUCGUAAUCACCUACCCUCUGCUUAUCUCCAGACCCUGCUGUCUGGACCGCGCAAUCCGGGAGCAUCCGGGCGGGAUUCCGCGCGCGGGAGUCACUUGAUCAUCACAAUUGAGUCUGACGCGAUCCACGUCUCCUCCCCGGCAUCCAUGACCUCGACCAUACUCCUGCGUCCCCGGCCCUAUGCCCAAUACGCGGGAUCGUUCUUCCUCGUCGCUCUGCUGCCUUCACCCAAAGCGGUGCCCUCCUUGCCGUCCGAGCUUUGGUCGGCUGUAUUCAACUUCGUCGCGUCUGAUUCCGAACGGAGGACGUUAGGGACUUUGUUGACUAUCUGCAAGCAAUUCACGGAGCUCGUCCUGCCCUUGAUCUACGCUCGUGUGCACCUCUCAAGCGUGAUUUCAUUUGCCCAAUUGGUGGAGCGCAUACACUGGGCCGAACAGCGGUGGGACUCGAUACGACGUAUCUCGUAUUCCAAGCCAGGGCGAUGGGUGCAGAGUCUUGAUUUGUCCGGGCUGGAGGUGGAUGCAGACAGCCCGUCCCUGCUCCUGCUCGACACCCUACUUGUCACGACGUUUCCGAUGCUGCCGUUCCUUACGCGCCUGUGCAUGAACCCGAACCACUACCUGAGUCGUCGGGCGAUAGAGUCUCUCGCACAGCGCGAAAGCGCGUGUCAUUUGCGAACGCUGGAAGGCAUCCGUUACUCCCCGGACAGACAUGAGGCAGCAUUGAUCGCAUUAUUGCGCUGCUGUCCUGGCUUGCAGGAACUCGAGCUGGUCGGCGAUAGGCUUGACCGGGCACAGCUGCAAGAAGCCCCGCCGGUCACUGUACCGGCGGACUUUGUACCAUUACACCUUCCCCAUCUCCGCACCCUGACAAUUCUCUCCGUACACUCAUCGUCUCUUCUUCUUUCUAUGAUGUUAUCCCCCCUCCCUUCGCUGCGGAAACUCACCCUUACACCCUUCGAAAGUGCGCACGGGUCCCUAAUAUCCCAAUUCAUAGUCGCGCACGGUGCGCAGCUCCGCUCGCUCAUCCUGUGCACGCCCAAGUCGUGGCCCACUCACCUGCAGCCUUCGCCGACGACGAUGCUUUGCACAUCACUCAGUCUGCAACAUCUCUCGCUCGAGCGCCCGCUUCCCGCAGGCCUGGAUCUGCCGGAAGACGGGAGCGCGCAUCCCCUGCAGAUACUCUCCAUUCCCCGGCCGAACGCCGAGUUUUGGUCGGUGCUCGAGCGGAUGCUCCCCCGGCUGCCGAGGCUGCGCGUCGUGCGGGCGCGGGAUGUGCGGUGGUUGCGGAAGGGGAUGGGCGUUGUAGCGCAGGGUGCUGGCGUGCAGGGAGAGAUGAGGGAAUGGAGGCGGAGGUUGAUGAGGAAGGGGGUCCGCGUUAUGGAUGCCGAUUGGAAGGAGUGCGAGUAAGAUGUAGAAAGACAAGAUACAGAUAGUAGUUGUCCAUUCUCGCACGGAUGUCAUUAUUGGAGCAGUGCCACUGAUCCCCCCGCUCAACAACCACUCUCAUGUCGAAAGCGACUGACGGAAAGCGGGAUAUCUUUAUCUCGAUCAAGGCGCCACACAUGAAGAAUAUUCUUUCUCGUGCGAAGACGCACGAGUUCCGAAAUUACCUCUUGCUUCGAUCUGUCCAGAGGAUGUGGUUGUACCUCACCAGCCCGGACCAAACCUUGCGUUAUAUUGCCGAGAUCAGCCAGGGUCAACUGCCGGGCGAUAUCGACGAUGCUGGUCUGGGGAACGCGGAUUUCAAUAACACUCCGACAGAGACAACAACCAGCUACGCCUACGAGAUACUCCACUUGUACAGACUGCGCGACCCUCUGCACAUCUCCGCGCUCUCAGAACAGUACGGGAUGUCGCCGCCGCAGAAAUACGUGUACAUCCCCGAUGAACUGCUUGAUGCCGUGAGGCUGGAAGACCAAGAGAUGCUAUUUUGACUGCAGACAAUGAGCGGCAUCUAUUUAUGCGCUUGGAUGGCUUUUGGCCCGGGAGGGCUAUGUCAAGAGGUGGGUGUCAAGUGGAUCAAAGCGCUGGCAUCAAAGGACAAUGGGUUUAGGUUGAGGCUCCAUGGUAAUAUAAAGGCACGCAGAGAAUGAAUGAAUGUUUUCCCCACCCAUCCACCCCACGGCACGAUGUCUCUCACUCUCGUCUGGAGUCCGUCAGAAACCUUCCAUCUCUACCCGCCCCCGGAUGUGCGCGACGCCCCGCACUAUAUCGCGCGCAAGGAAGCGCGUAUCAACAAGAACGUGAACGUGAUGAGCGUCGAGGCGGCGGCGCUGCCGGGGGCGCGGAUCCCCAUGGUGCUGAAGCUGGCGCGCGACGCGUAUGAGAUCCAGUGCUUGGAGCGCGAGGCACGGUUUUACCAGAACGAGCUGGUAGCUCUGCAGGGCAAGUACGUGCCCAAGUUCUUCGGGAUAUUCCACGGGGCGAUCUUGGGCGUCGACUGCGCGUGCAUUUUGCUGGAGUACUGCGGUGGAAGUCCAUCGCGCUUAUCCGUCGAGGAGCAGAAUCGCAGAAUCAUGCUCGCAGGAUGUGCGAUCCAUUCCGGUACGCGCGUCUCAUCUCGUUUCGUCUCCUUGGCUGUCCUCGUCUGACGCGCGAGUCCAGCUGGGAUCUGCCACAACGACCUCCUCGACGGCCGGCACUUCGUCAUCGCGGACCAAAGCAUCCGAAUCGUCGACUUUGGCGACGCAAACACGCACCGAUGCACCGGGGCGCUCCCGACGCUGCACCCCGGCUGCGGAGGUGACCCAGGUCUCCCGUAUGCGUGCCGGGAGCUCGCGGGUCUUGAGCGUACAUUCGGGGUUCUGAGUGGGGAUGCUUUCCCCGCUGCCCGCCCCUCGGUGUUUACUGCUUUCGCGGAGGGGAAUCCGCUGGCUAUGCUGUCGCGUCGGCUUGCUGGAAUCAUGAGUUGAGGAACGAUUAGUGUGUUGAUCUGAUAUGAGAUAGAGUUUGAAUGUAGUUUGGGUUCCAUCUUCGAGACAAAAGUCUCCUCUUUUCGAGAUUGGAGGGGGGGCUUUUUCAUCUCAAAGUGUGUGCACAUGAUAGCACUUGGCGGCCGUCAUCUUUUACGCGCUGCGGUUGGCGGAGGCCAUUUUAGUUGCAUUGAAGGAUUUCGGAGACUGAACUAUCUCUUUUUUCUCCGCGAGCUAUCCUUGUUCUCUGCUCACCGCGCUGUGCGAGACGCGCACGACGCGUCGUGUCACAGGUGACUGAUCGCGACUGGCAGGCGGCGGCGCAAAGAACUUCCCGGUGUUACUGUCCCCGUGAGUGACUCACUGUAUCUGCCACACGCUCUUGAUCUUCACUAUCAAUCGAUAUCCCAACCCAGCUCUGACUCACGUCGCCCCUGAGAAUGGGUGGGUAUAAAGCGUCCUUGACCAGCUGUACAAACCCUUCAAGAGCCUAGCUGAAGGAUCUACUGCCAUGUCUCUUGACUACCAGAAGACCCCCGCCCCGCCUUUCGGCCACCCUAUGCUCGAGUAUUUCCCGUUCGACAAGGAAGUCAAGAUCAUGAACCACGGCUCAUACGGGUCGUUGCCGGUGCCCGUCCUGGAGAAAUGUACGGCGCUGGCGGCGCAGGCCGAAGCGAAUCCGGACAUGUGGAACCGCGUCACGUACCUCCCGCUGCUCACCCGCGUGCGCGAGCGCGUCGCCGCGCUCCUCGGCGCCCAGACUGACGAAUGCGUCAUGGUCGCGAACGCGUCCGCCGGGGUGUCGACCGUGCUGCGCAACAUCGAAUGGGCGAAAGGGGACGUGAUCGUUACGUUCCGCAGCACGUAUGGUGCCGUUGAGCGCGCGGUGCAGUAUAUCUGCGACAGCCCGCCCCAUCCAACGGUGACCGUCGUUCCGCUGGUGUUCCCGACCACCCCGGAGGCCGUCGUCGCGCAGUUCCGGGCCCACCUCAAGGCGAUACCCCGCGUUCCCGGCCAGACUGUUCUUGCGAUCAUCGACGCCCUGGUCUCCCUUCCCGGUGUCCUGCUGCCUUGGGAAGAGAUGGUCAAAGUGUGCAAGGAAGAGGGCGUGCUAAGCUUGGUCGACGGCGCGCAUGCCAUCGGGCAGGUUGUCGGGAUCGAUCUCAGCAAGAUCGAGCCCGACUUUUUCAUCUCGAAUUGCCACAAGUGGCUAUAUGCUAAACGCGGAUGUGCUGUACUGUAUGUUCCCCUCAGGAAUCAGCACCUGGUCAAGUCUAGCUUCCCCACCUCGCAUGCGUACAUCUCUCCUGCAAAUCGGACCACUCCCAACUUCGUCGAGCAGUUCGACUGGACGGCGACUAUCGAUCUCGUUCCCUUUGUGAGUGUCGGCCCAGCUCUCGAUUUCAGACAGUGGCUGGGUGGAGAGGCCAAGAUCAACGAGUACUGCCAUCAACUCGUCAUGGAUGGGGCUGCGCGUGUCGCAGAGAUCCUGGGAACCAGCGUGCUAGAUCCGACUGGGGACAUGACCGGGAACAUGGCCAAUGUCAAGAUCCCGCUGCCGGAUGAUCUGGACGCGAAGGCGACCAUGGAUAAGAUGCGCGAGAAGACGCUGGUGCAGCGCAAAAUAUACGUGCCGUCGUUCUUCCUGCCUGAGACGGGCUGGUGGAUCCGUGUUUGCGCGCAGGUGUGGAACGAGGUGCGUUCUGGCGGGCGCGCAGGACCCAGAGUCGGGAUGUUGACGGCCUCUUUAUCUUUCUGUAGAUGUCGGACUUUGAGCUGCUCGGCCGCGUUUUGCUCGAGGUCUGCAGCGAGACUGAGCGAGAGAUCAAAGCAGCUUGAUUCACAGAUCAUCGCAUCGCAUCGCAUCUCUCAUCUAAUCUGAUUGCAUGAUAGGCUUGAGAUCGACAGAAAGAAUUCUCCGAGUAUCCACGUCCAACUUCACGUAGAAAUACGGAAUACAUCAGUCGGGGUCGCACAAAUCCGAUCCGUCUUCUAACGCCUCGUCGGUCAGAUUGAUUCGCGCCGCCGCAGUGGAUGGAUUAAGCGUUCUCUUUGGCGACCCAAUCCUCGACCGAGUACCCCAUCUUCGAAAGCCCUUUCCACUCGUGUCGAGCGAGCGAACUCGUCGCCCGGCGGCCGCUUUCCCACGCAGCAGUCAUCAGCACCGGCUCCUGUUUAUUUUAUUUGGUCAGCAUUUGUGCAUGUGGGUGGUGGUGCGGUGCGGUGCGGUGCAACAACACUCACGUAAGCGUGCCAGCUGACGUCCCGCACACAAGAAUGCCCGCCGGAGCCCGUGCGGGCAACAGGGUGAGGCUCGGACGGAUCGAACGACAUCGGGAGGCUGUGUGCCCGGUCUAGGAUCUGCACGAUUUGGCCGUCGAGGGACCAGAUCUGACAGAAGGCUUAUGUAAAUCGGUUGGUUGGUCGGUUAGGGGGCCACACUCACGUGGACUUUGCCGUCCGCAGAGCCUGAGUAGAUGUACUGCCCGCCGGUGGUCUCGGCGGGGCUGAAGUGGCACCGGAUCAGCGUCUGGAGCACAGCAUGUCCGUAGAAUGCCAUGACACUGCAGUCCAUCGGGUGUGCCCCUAUUCGAGGCGAUGGGUAGUUGGAAUAUCUGGACGAGAAGAUAAGCGACCCAGUUUAGAGAUCGGAUGAGAUUCAAAUGUACCUAUAGUCGUAGUUUGUUGAAUA